GCCGCCACUCCCGGCAGCUGCAUCCGCGUCCAUACAGGCUUCUUGCUGGGCACCAACAGCUCCACCAUGGGGCUGGCCUGGGGACUCAGUGUCCUACUCCUGCUGCAAGUGUGUGGCACCAACCGCAUUCCAGAGUCUGGGGGAGACAACAGCGUGUUUGACAUCUUUGAACUCACUGGAGCUGCCCGCAAGGGCUCUGGGCGCCGGCUGGUCAAGGGCCCUGACCCCUCCAGCCCAGCUUUCCGCAUUGAGGAUGCCAACCUGAUCCCCCCUGUCCCUGAUGAUAAGUUCCAAGACCUAGUGGAUGCUGUGCGGGCAGAGAAAGGGUUCCUUCUCCUGGCCUCCUUGAGACAGAUGAAGAAGACCCGAGGCACCCUACUGGCCCUGGAGCAGAAAGACCACUCUGGCCAGAUCUUCAGCGUGGUCUCCAAUGGCAAGGCGGGCACCCUGGACCUGAGCCUAACUGUGCAGGGGAAGCAGCAUGUGGUGUCAGUGGAAGAAGCACUCUUAGCGACGGGCCAGUGGAAGAGUAUCACCCUGUUCGUGCAGGAGGACAGGGCCCAGUUGUACAUAGACUGUGAGAAGAUGGAAAAUGCUGAGCUAGAGGUCCCCAUCCAAAGCAUCUUCACUAGGGACCUGGCCAGCAUUGCCAGACUCCGCAUUGCAAAAGGAGGCGUCAAUGACAAUUUCCAGGGGGUGCUGCAGAAUGUGAGGUUUGUCUUCGGAACCACACCAGAAGACAUCCUCAGAAACAAAGGCUGCUCCAGCUCUUCCAGUGUCCUCCUCACUCUAGACAACAACGUGGUAAAUGGCUCCAGCCCUGCCAUCCGUACCAACUACAUUGGCCACAAAACAAAAGAUCUGCAGGCCAUCUGCGGCAUCUCCUGUGAUGAGCUGUCCAGCAUGGUCCUGGAACUCAAGGGCCUGCGCACCAUUGUGACCACACUUCAGGACAGCAUCCGCAAAGUGACUGAAGAGAACAAGGAAUUGGCCAAUGAGUUGAGGCGGUCUCCCCUCUGUUAUCACAAUGGAGUUCAGUACAGGAAUAACGAUGAAUGGACUGUGGACAGCUGCACCGAGUGUCGCUGUCAGAACUCAGUUACCAUCUGCAAAAAAGUGUCUUGCCCCAUUAUGCCCUGCUCUAACGCGACAGUUCCUGAUGGAGAAUGCUGCCCACGGUGUUGGCCCAGCGACUCUGCUGAUGAUGGCUGGUCUCCUUGGUCUGAGUGGACCUCCUGCUCUGUGACAUGUGGAAAUGGAAUUCAGCAGCGUGGCCGCUCCUGUGAUAGCCUCAACAACCGAUGUGAGGGCUCCUCAGUCCAGACGCGGACCUGCCACAUUCAGGAGUGUGAUAAGAGAUUUAAACAGGAUGGUGGCUGGAGCCACUGGUCCCCAUGGUCGUCUUGCUCUGUGACAUGUGGUGAUGGUGUGAUCACAAGAAUCCGGCUCUGCAACUCUCCCAGCCCCCAGAUGAAUGGGAGGCCAUGUGAAGGUGAAGCUCGAGAGACCAAAGCCUGCAAGAAGGACGCCUGCCCAAUCAAUGGAGGCUGGGGUCCAUGGUCACCAUGGGACAUCUGCUCUGUCACCUGUGGAGGAGGACUGCAGAAACGUAGCCGGCUCUGCAACAACCCCCCACCCCAGUUUGGAGGCAAGGACUGCAUUGGUGAUGUGACGGAAAACCAGAUCUGCAACAAACAGGAUUGUCCAAUUGAUGGAUGUCUGUCCAACCCUUGCUUCGCUGGAGCCAAGUGCACUAGCUACCCCGACGGCAGCUGGAAAUGUGGUGCUUGCCCAGCAGGUUACAGUGGAAAUGGCAUCCAGUGCACAGAUGUCGAUGAGUGCAAAGAAGUGCCUGAUGCCUGCUUCAACCACAAUGGAGAGCACAGGUGUAAGAACACAGAUCCUGGCUACAACUGCCUGCCCUGCCCACCUCGCUUCACGGGCCCACAGCCCUUUGGCCGGGGCGUUGAACAUGCCACUGCCAACAAACAGGUGUGCAAGCCCCGCAACCCCUGUACGGAUGGGACACAUGACUGCAACAAGAAUGCCAAGUGCAACUACCUUGGCCAUUAUAGUGACCCCAUGUACCGGUGUGAGUGCAAGCCCGGCUAUGCAGGCAAUGGCAUCAUCUGUGGGGAGGACACAGACCUCGACGGCUGGCCCAAUGAGGACCUGGUCUGUGUGGCCAAUGCAACGUACCACUGCAAGAAGGAUAACUGCCCUAACCUUCCCAACUCAGGGCAAGAAGAUUAUGACAAGGAUGGAAUUGGUGACGCCUGCGAUAAUGAUGAUGACAAUGAUAAGAUUCCAGAUGAUCGGGACAACUGUCCAUUCCAUUACAACCCAGCCCAGUAUGACUAUGACAGAGAUGACGUGGGAGACCGCUGUGACAACUGCCCCUACAACCACAACCCAGAUCAGGCUGACACAGACAACAAUGGGGAAGGAGAUGCCUGUGCAGCAGACAUUGACGGCGAUGGUAUCCUCAAUGAAAGAGACAACUGCCAGUAUGUCUACAAUGUUGACCAGCGGGAUACUGAUAUGGAUGGGGUUGGAGAUCAGUGUGAUAACUGCCCCCUGGAACACAAUCCAGAUCAGCUGGACUCUGACUCGGAUCGCAUUGGAGAUACCUGUGACAACAACCAGGAUAUUGAUGAAGACGGCCACCAGAACAACCUAGACAACUGCCCCUACGUGCCCAAUGCCAACCAGGCCGACCAUGACAAAGAUGGCAAGGGAGAUGCCUGUGACCAUGAUGAUGACAAUGAUGGCAUUCCUGAUGACAGGGACAACUGCAGACUUGUGCCCAAUCCUGACCAGAAGGACUCUGAUGGUGAUGGUCGAGGUGAUGCUUGCAAAGAUGAUUUUGACCAUGACAGUGUGCCAGACAUCGAUGACAUCUGUCCUGAGAAUGUUGAUAUCAGUGAGACUGAUUUCCGCCGAUUCCAGAUGAUUCCUCUAGAUCCCAAAGGAACAUCCCAAAAUGAUCCUAACUGGGUUGUACGCCAUCAGGGUAAAGAACUUGUCCAGACUGUCAACUGUGAUCCUGGGCUUGCUGUAGGUUAUGAUGAGUUUAAUGCUGUGGACUUCAGUGGCACAUUCUUCAUCAACACUGAGAGGGAUGACGACUAUGCAGGAUUUGUGUUUGGCUACCAGUCCAGCAGCCGCUUCUAUGUUGUGAUGUGGAAGCAGGUCACUCAGUCCUACUGGGACACCAACCCCACAAGAGCUCAGGGAUACUCGGGCCUUUCUGUGAAAGUUGUAAACUCCACCACGGGGCCUGGCGAGCAUCUGCGGAACGCUCUCUGGCACACAGGAAACACCCCUGGCCAGGUGCGAACCCUGUGGCAUGACCCUCGUCACAUAGGCUGGAAAGAUUUCACUGCCUACAGAUGGCGUCUCAGCCACAGGCCAAAGACAGGCUUCAUUAGAGUGGUGAUGUACGAAGGAAAGAAAAUCAUGGCUGACUCAGGACCCAUCUAUGACAAAACCUAUGCCGGUGGGAGGCUAGGGUUGUUUGUCUUCUCUCAAGAAAUGGUGUUCUUCUCCGACCUGAAAUAUGAAUGUAGAGAUUCCUAAUCAUCAAACUGUUGGUCAAAGACUGAUCACAGCCAAUGCUGGUAUUGCACCUUCUGGAACCAUGGGCUCAAGAAAACCCAGGAUCUCUCCUCCCUUCUUCCUUUUUUCUCUGCUUGCAUCAGUAUGGACUCCUAGGACAUAUGACCUGCCUCAAGAAAAUGCGAUGCAACAUUCAUCCUCCAACAAAUAAGACAUCUUUCGAGAUCAUAAACAAUUACUUUUGGCUUGCUUUUGAAAAACCACAAGCAUCUCCUUGCUUCAGUUGGAAAGAUGCCUGCUCCACUCUGCUUUUGUCAAAGAGCAGGGCACCAUGGCGAGGCCAACUCUGAGCAGUCGACUCAGCAGCAUUUUCAGGCCUGUGAGAGAAGGGAGGACUCAUUAGAAUUCACAAACUCAACCACCCCUGACAUACUCCCUCAGGAAUAGGGCAAGCAGGGGCCAAAGCACUAAGGGGAAGGUGUAUACCCAAGAGACAAUUGUAUGAAGAAAAUAUGGAGGAACUGUUACAUGUUUGGUACUAAUCAUUUUCAGGGGAUUGAAAAACUGUUGUUGGAUUUCAUGAUGCUGACUGGUGUUAGCUGAUUAACCCACAUUAAGAGGCACUUACAUAGAUGCAGGGAAGGGAGGCAAAGCCUGGCUUCUGGACUUCCUCCCUGGCCCCUACUCCUUACAUAUCACCGGUAGUGGCCAGAACAGGGAGUCAGAAUGAAACCAGUAUAAGGCAGUGCUGGCUGCUAUUGCCUGAUUACAUUGAAAUUGUUGACUUUAUUCCAGAUGUAGCUUGUACAGAUGUAGCAGGAAAAUGGGAAACCUACCAUCUCAGUGAGCACAAGGCUACAUCCCAAAGGGAUAGGCAGCCGUGCUUAUCUUUUUAUGGUUAGAAAGGCACAAAAUUAUUAUCAACUUAACUAAAACAUUCCUUUUUUUUUUUUCCUGAAUAUAAUGGAGUUUUCCAAUUCUCUUUUGAACUGUAGAUUUUUUUUAAAGACAUUUUACAAUGUAAAAUAUUUAUUUUGUACCUAUUCUGGAAGAUCUGACUGAAGGACUAUUCAUGGAACAGGAAGAAGCGUAAGGACUAUCCAUAUCAUCUUUGUUAUGAGUCUUCAUGACUGUAAGAUUGUAAAUACAGAUUAUUUAUUAACUCUGUUCUACCUGGAAUUUAGAUUUUGUAUGGAAAGUGUUUGAGGUCAGGUGGUGGAGAUGUAUCAGCAAAUCCUAAGUAUGGCACAGGGAGAAGCAGCACCAGGGCUGUCUUCCACUUUGUGCUCGGAGUGAAUGAUUUGGGAUUCUUUUUGUCUGUCUAUCUGUUUUGUCUUUUCAAGUGGACUUAGUUGGUUAUACAUUUGCAAGUAUUUUUAGGUUACGAAGAAAACCAUGAGGUCUUUACAUGCGGUUUUAUCCCCAUCCUAUGUGCCUAUUUCCAGGGAGAAGAAAAGCAUACACUUUUUUGUUUUCUUUUUCAUUUUUCCAAGAGAGAAAAAAAAAAAAAUGACAAAGGUGAAACUUACAUACAAAUAUUACCUCAUUUGUUGUGUGACUGAGAAAAGAAUUUUGGGAUCAAGCAGAAAGAGUUUAAGUAUCUAGCAAACUUAAAGCUACUGUAGUACCUAAAAAAAGUCAAUGUUGUAUAUAGUAUAAAAAUUCUUUGCAGAAAAGUAUUCCCAAUAAGGAAAUAGCAUUGAAAUGUUAAAUACAAUUUCUGAAAGUUACGUUGUUUUUCCUGUCAUCUUGUAUACCAUUGCUUUAUUUUUAUAAAUUAUUUUCUCAUUGCCUUUGGAAUAGAUAUCUCAGAUUGUGUAGAUAUGCUAUUUAAAUAAUUUAUCAGGAAAUACUGCCUAUAGAGUUAGUAUUUCUAUUUUUAUAAAAUGUUUGCACACUGAAUUGUUGGUUUUUCUCCUUUUUUUGUUUUGUUUUCAUUUGUUUUUUGCUUUUGACCCCCGUUUUUACUAUUUGCCAAUACCUUUUUCUAGGAAUGUGCUUUUUUGUACACAUUUUUAUCCAUUUUACAUUCUAAAGCAGUGUAAGUUGUAUAUUACCGUUUCUUACGUACAAGGAACAACAAUAAACCAUAUGGAAAUUUAUAUUUAUA
Orycteropus afer afer is the source of this 5668-nucleotide messenger RNA. The record is from RefSeq and is a predicted model, not a curated record. Lineage: Eukaryota; Metazoa; Chordata; Mammalia; Tubulidentata; Orycteropodidae.